This is a messenger RNA of Ipomoea triloba (trilobed morning glory), 2006 nucleotides long. Its product is annotated as WEB family protein At5g55860-like. The record is from RefSeq and is a predicted model, not a curated record. The coding region runs from base 1 to 1977 and encodes 658 amino acids. The transcript has 2 exons. NCBI's taxonomy places the organism in Eukaryota, Viridiplantae, Streptophyta, Magnoliopsida, Solanales, Convolvulaceae.
AUGGUUGCAAAAGACAGUAGCAAAACGUCAGGAUCUCCGAAAUUGGACACCAAACCACCAUUCCAGUCUGUGAAGGAUGCUGUCACCUUAUUUGGUGAAGCUGCUUUGUGUGGAGACAUUCCUGCAAUCAAGAAACCCAAGCACCAGUCUACAGAGGGGUUGCUGCCAAAGGAAAGACAACUGCAUUUGGUUCAGGAAGAGGUUACCAGAUUGAAGGAACAAUUGAAGAAUGUUGAAACUACUAAAGGCCAAGCACUUACUGAGCUUGAAAGUGUCAACAAAACUGUUGAGGAUCUGACCCAGAAGCUUAAGGUUGUUUGUGAUUCAAAGGAUUCUGCAAUUCAGGCAACAGAAGAAGCAAACAAUAGCCACUCCAAAGUAGAGGAUGGUUCUUGGAAGGUAGACUUGAAGACUGCUAGAGAACAGUACAAGGCUGCAAUGGCUCAACUCGAUGCAGCAAAAGAGGAGGUUAGAAAUAUGCGUCGCAACUGUGAUGCAUCAGCCGAAGAAAAAGCAGAAGCACACAGGCAAGCAGAAGAAGCUAAGAUAGCCACCAAAGCUAGCAUGGAGAGAGCAGGCAAGGUUUCCCGAGAAAUCGAAACAUUACAGGAGUCGAUUCAGAAGCUAAAACUUGCUAGUUUGCAUGUUAAGGAAGAUGAAGGAAAAGUGUAUGCUGAGAAGGAUGUCCAGAGGCAAUCAUACAAGACCAGACUUGGGGAGUUAUCUAAGGAGUUAACCUCUUUGAGAAAAGAGGUCAACCCUGCCCACAUAAAAGAUCUCGAAAUUCAGCUAGCCCAAACCACAUCUGCAAUCGAAGCUCUAAGAAAGGAGAUGGAUAGUGCAAGGUCCUCGGAUCUUGCUUCGGUGAAAGAUGCUAUUACAGAGCUUAAAGAUGCUAAGGAGUCACUGCAUAAUGCUUGUGAAGAGGAGGGCUCACUAAGAAGUUACCUGGCAGACCUUAAAUUGGAACUAGAGAAUGUGAAGAAAGAACACUCUGAGCUGAUGGGGAAGGAAACAGAAACCGAAUCACUUGCUGGGAAUCUGCACGCCAAACUUCAGAGAGCAAAGUCUGAGCUUGAAAGAGCACUUGCAGAAGAGUCCAAAGCUAGACGCCCUUCUGAAGAAAUGAUUGCUACUAUCGAGCAGGUUAGAUUAGAGUGCGAAAACGCCAAAAGUGAAACAAAUGAAAUGAAGAAACAAGCGGAAGAGCUAAAGAAAGAGACUGAUUCUGCCAGAAUUACAUCAGAAGAAGCAGAAGAGAAGCUUAAAGUUGCAUUGGAAGCGGCUGAAGAAGCAAAAGCAGCCGAGAAUAGGGCUCUAGAUCAGAUUAAACUUUUGUCAGAGAGAACUAGUGCUACGCGUGCCUCAACUCCCGAGCCUGGUGCCCAAAUUACUAUAUCAAGAGAUGAGUUCGACUACUUAAGCCAGAAAGUCGGAGAAUCAGAGAGAUUAGCCGAAUUGAAAGUGGCUGCUGCAAUGGCUCAAGUGGAGGCCGUAAGGGCAAGUGAAAAUGGAGCUCUCAAGAGAUUGUUGGCUGCUCAGAAGGAGAUUGACAAUAUGAGAACUGCUACUCAGGAGGCUCUGAAGAGAGCGGAAAUGGAUGAGACUGCAAAAACGGUAGUGGAAGGAGAGCUCAGACGAUGGCGGGAAAGAGAGCAAAAGAAAGUAGCAGAAGCCACAUACUCUAUUCUGGCAGAAACACAGAAGGUAGUUGAAUCAUUUCCUCAUAAUUACCAAAAUGUAGGGCAAGCCACAAGAGAUGGCAUUGAAUCACAAACACAGAACUUACCAGAGGUGAGGCACCCUCGCAAAUUAGAGAAGUCCAAGACAUCUGUGCCAAAGACCGAGAAGUCAAAGACAUCUGUGGCAAAGAAAGUGCUAUUGCGUAAUUUCAGUGACAUGCUUCCUAGGAGGACAAGGCAAGUACAGGUUGGUUCUCCUUAUCUGCCCAGAGAAAAUCUGUAUGGUGAUUUGUAACUGUGAACACAUCUUGUGAAAAUUCAGUG